Molecule: messenger RNA, 1617 nt
Organism: Nannizzia gypsea CBS 118893
Lineage: Eukaryota; Fungi; Ascomycota; Eurotiomycetes; Onygenales; Arthrodermataceae
Product: carboxypeptidase 2
Exons: 4
Coding region: 1-1617 (538 amino acids)
Biological process (GO): proteolysis
Molecular function (GO): metallocarboxypeptidase activity; zinc ion binding
Source: RefSeq, a predicted model, not a curated record
AUGGUGGCCUACAGCUUCUUGACUCUGAUCUCCCUAGUGCUGGGAUCGCAGUGUGCGAGUGCCCUUCAGUAUGGCUACAACCAGGUGCCUACACACACCGAGUCCAAGAUAGUCGCAGGGAAGUUUCCCCCGAUAAAGGGGACUCGUCUGCUGUCUCCUGCCUUUACUUCUCCUGGAACUAUUCCAAGGGGCUUCUCUGACGGAUCGUCUGGGCCUACCAGAGAUGAGACCAUGGAUGGCUUCCUGCGCCGCCUGGCAGGAUCGAACAGCUGGAUGACCUAUCACCAGGCAGACUUUAUGUCUGAAGAGGGCCGCAAGUUCCCCUACAUGUAUCUAUCAGGGAGCAACUCUUCCGUCGAGAGCCCUAGCCCCCGCAAGUUGCGAGUCUGGCUCCAGGGAGGUGUGCACGGUAACGAGCCUGCAGGCGACCAGGCCAUGCUUGCGCUGCUUGGGGAUCUGGCCGCGAACCAGAAAUGGGCUGCCAAACUCCUGGAGAAGAUGGAUAUUCUAGUCCUUCCUCGCUACAACCCGGACGGUGUCUUCUAUUUCCAGCGCUACCUGGCCACCAACUUUGAUCCCAACCGUGACCAUGUCAAGCUUGCCAGGCAACAAACCAGAGACAUCAAGAAACUCUUCGCCAAGUUCAGCCCGCACAUCGCGACGGACAUGCACGAGUUCACUGCAGGCCGGACAUUCGGUCCAAAGAAGGACGUCAUCUACGCUGCUGAUGCCUUGUUCAGCGCAGCAAAGAACUUAAAUAUUGAUGAAGGCAUCCGUCAACUGUCGGAGAAGCUAUUCGCCAAACAUAUGGGUAAGGACAUCGAGGCUGCGGGUCUUCGUUGGGGCCCAUACAUCACCGAAGGUUCAUCGUCCAACUCGAGACUCCUUCUUGAAGAAGCCGGCACUGAUGCUAAGAUUGGAAGAAACGCCAUGGGUCUGACCCAGUGUGUUGUCUUCCUCUGUGAAACCAGAGGUAUUGGUAUUGCCGAUCAAAGUUUUGAACGCCGAACCCUUAGUGGAUUGGUCAUGGUUAAGAGCAUCCUUCAAACUGCUGUUGACAACUUCGAUGAAGUUUACAAUACCAUUGAAAGGGGCGUCAGGCGUUUCACUAACAGCAGAAAUGACAUCGUGCUUACUGACAAGUCACCAAUAAUGGAGAAGACUUUUGACAUGAUCAACACAACCGACGGCUCUCAGCUUAAAUACCCCAUCGACUUUGCCUCAACUACCCCUGCGAAGGCCGUUUUGACUCGCAGCCGCCCAAGGGCAUAUCUUAUCCCCCCUUCGUGGCUAGAUGUUGUCCAACGUCUUGAAGUUUUCGGAGUCAAAGCUGAUAAGCUAUCCUACAGCUAUAUCGGACCAGUGGAGGCCUUGAAUGUUACGUCUGUUUCGUUUGACAAAGAAUACUACGAAGGCGUUGUUACUGCUACUGUGAAGACGAAGCUGGUCGAACGUGACAUCAGGCUUCCUGCAGGUACAUUCUUGGUGAAGGCAAACCAGAAAAACGCUGCUCUUGCAUUCCUUGCGUUGGAGCCUGAGUACAUGGACUCGUUUGCUUCAUUUGGUAUCAUCCCAGUCAGCACUGAUGAUCAAUAUCCUAUUUUCAGAUUGAGGUAA